GUUGUUGGAAAUGCUGCAGUAGCUAUCAGUAGACGCAAACACUAGGGGAGGAAUGGCGUUGCUUAGGUUUAGUGAAGAGUGUUGUGAUCAUAUUACAGAGAAGGGUAAACCUUGUCCGCUGUGCCACAUUGGAAGCCACUAACUGCAAGAACUGCCACAUAGAAUUGUAUUUGCACGCAAAGCUGAAUACUUGCAUUAACAUCUGCCUCAGCAGGAAAGUAACUCAACGAUUCCCAAUUUUUCAGAAUGGAUAUGCCGUAGCACCUGGACUCCGCGAGUGGGAACAAAGUGGUUUAUGUUUAGCUGGCGAGCUAGUUUGUUAGAUAGCUAUGGCACGUCUCAUGGAAGCCCACACUUGUCUUAAUUUUUAAGUGGACGGAUAGCGGCUACUAGUUGCAGCAUUGUAAAUUCUGAGACGAGUGUAGUAGCUAUGUCAAUAGUAACUGAAUCACGGGGCACCUCCAUUAGCUACAGCGUGGUCUCACCAGCUGCAACUCGGGUCACUCACCAUAGUUCUUAGCUUGCAAGCUAGCUGGAAGAUGGGGCAUCUCGGCGCUCCGCCUCGAUAAACAAACUCUUUGGUUUAUUGCUAGGUUGCUAGCUAUGUGUAACUAAAAAGGAUUGUUUGGAUCAUUCGUCGGUUGUUACAUUGUGCCAAACAAUUGAUUCUCCUUCUGGUCCUAGAUGAUGCCACAGUUUGUGUCCCAUGCGCGCUCCGCAUAGUUGAUUGUAUCUAACACAGCAGUCAUGUUUGCCGUCCGUAUCGUCACCGCUGACUACUACCUUACAAGUCCUCUCAAAGACUUGGACGUCAUUUAUAACGAAUUCAGAGAAAGUGACGUGAAGAAAGUACCAGUGGUUCGGAUUUUCGGGGCAACUCCAAUAGGUCAGAAGACAUGUCUCCACCUCCAUGGCAUCUUCCCCUACCUCUAUGUGCCCUACGAUGGCUACGGGCAGGAGGCGGAGCUCUACCUGCGUCAGGUGGCCUUCAGCAUCGACAGGGCCCUCAACGUGUCCAUGGGAAACCCCUCCUCUAACACGCAGCACGUCUUCAAGGUGGCGCUGGUCUCCGGCAUGCCUUUUUAUGGAUACCAUGCCAAAGAGAAGACGUUUAUGAAGAUCUAUCUGUACAAUCCUCAGAUGGUCAAAAGGGUGUGUGAGCUGUUACAAGGAGGUGCUGUGAUGAACAAGAGCUACCAGCCCCACGAGGCCCACAUUCCCUACCUGCUGCAGCUAUUCAUCGACUACAACCUGUACGGCAUGAACAUGGUCAACCUGGGAGCUGUCAAGUUCCGCCGGAGCCAGCAGUGCAAAGAGGGGUCUCCCCCAGAUCGCCAGGGCUUCCGCAGCAGACCCAGCACCAGACCCUUGAAGAGCCCCUGUACCUCCAAACUGGGUGACAGUACCCUGGGAGGCGCGUUUGUCCGCUGGCAGGAGGAUGCCACACCCUGUUCUCUAGUCCUGGAGGAUGUGGAGAAACAGAGUACGUGUGAGCUGGAGGCAGAUGCUGUGGCUGCAGACAUCCUCAACCGUCUGGAGAUAGACAAUCAGAUUGGCAGGAACCCUGGCCUGCAGGUCAUCUGGGAGGACGAGAAGCAGAGACGACGAGAGAAGAACCAGUCAUCUCAGAUCGAGACCCCACAGUCACAGGAUCGCAGGUUUGUCGCCUCGACGGAGAGCGAGAGAAUCUUCAUGAAGAGAUUCAAGGAGAUCCUGAAGGAAAAUGAGUUUGAUGUGACUCAGUCUGGGUCUGUGGAGGGCGCGGCAGAGGAGCAGGAUCCCUUCCCAGCUGAACUGUCUGUAUACCCCGAUGUCCUGACCCCAGAGCUGCUGCAUUGUACACCAGCUAACCAGGUGGAGGUUCACAGAGACUCUCAGACUGACACUAAAAGGAACUGUGGUAAAGACCAGGGGGAGGCCAUUGUGGAUGAGGAGGCCAUUCUGAGUCUGUUGGAAAGCAGCCAGACCUUCCUCCCCCUCUCCCAGAGAUCCAACCACUCCCCCUUACUAGAUAGCAGCCGGGACCAUGCCAUGGUUGACCUGCUGGCAGGCCUGGAGGAUGAUGGGUACAGAGAAGCCCCUAUGAGGCAGAACUCCCAGCAUUCUCUGCCCGGGGGAGGGAGCACUCACUACAACAGUGACGAGGAGGAGGAGGGGCCAGAGCUAGAGAGGGAGGAGGCAGAACUCAGUCUGAUGAUGUCACAGAGAUGGGACAGCGACCUUCCAGAACAGUCUCCUAGACAGAGACCUGGUGUGAAGGAUGCAGAGGAGAGCUUCAGUGACGAGCCCCAGGAAUCCUCCGAUGAGGAGAUGGAAAGGAGGGGGGACAACUCUCUCUCUGCCAACCUGUCCAUUCCUCAGCUGGACGGUGCUGCGGACGAGAACAGUGAUUCAUCGUUAACGGACAAAGGCUCCAGGACCCACUCGUCCCUCACCGUCACAGACAAGAUCCUGGGGAAGAGGAACCCCUUUCCUGGGGAGACUGUCCGCCUGGAGCCCCUGCCCUCCACCAAGGUCCUCCUGGAGUUCAAACACCCUGAACAUAGGCAGGCCCACUCACAGGACGCAGAGGAACCAGCCAAUAAGCACUUCCUCGGCCAGGACAGUCACGAGUGCUCCACGGGGUUCAAGGUGAAUAAAGAGAGACCUUACAUCCAGCCGGUCAAACACCCCAUCCCCUGCAAUAUCGCCAACCAGGCUGAGGUUUCUCAGAUCUGUGUGGACAAAAUGGACGUUGUUCGGCCUCUGUACACCUACGAGAAGAAGACGAUGGCUCUGGAUGAGUCAGACCUGGACGUCUUUCCGUUCAGCAACGGGAAGAUCACCCAGAGCAGGAAGAAGUACAGCAGUAUGAAGAACGUCGAGAAGAAUCGUCUGUCCAUCCUGCAGAACCACAGGAGCUUUUCCCUGUGUUACUCUGAGCUGAGGAACUGCCCCAGCACGACAGAUCUGGAGCUGGGUCAGAAAGGCUGUAAAAGCCCAAUACUGAGAAACAGUAUAACCCCAACUCCCUGCCCCAUAGAAGAGGACGAGCUCCUGGCCCCGCUGGAGGGCGAGAUGGGCCAGGACAGCGAGGACGGCGACAUGGGUGAGCUGAAGAUCAGGUACGAGGACUAUCAGGAGAACAAGACUGAGAGGAUCAUAGUAGCCCAGAAGGAGGCGCACUAUAAGUUCUUCCCCAGUGUUAUUCUCUCCAACUGUCUAACCAGGCCAGCUAAGAAGGUAGUGGGCAACAAGCUGACCGAUGGCUGUGCUAAGCUAGAGCAGGCAGAGACACGCAGGUCCAGGCUUAAGCUUGGCAAGAGGUCUUUGGCUGCUGCAGCCCAGAAGGCUAAUGCAUACGCUGGGGAAAGCCCAGCCUCUGACACCCAAGUCAGCACAGCCUUUAUGUCCAUCACGCCUACUUGUCCAAAGAGCACGGACACCGAGGAGAAGCCAGUCACAGUGGCAAAGUCAGUUGUAGUGGAGACUGGGCCCACAGAACCACUGCCAGAAUCCCCUGCCCUGGCCCCUACCCCUCUGCCAGCCCCUAUCGCUUCCCCUGCACCGGCCCCAGUCCCUGCCAUUCUGAAUGAGGUGUCUGUGGAGGGCAGGUUGGCCCCACUGCUUGAGCUCCCUGUUAAAGUAACCUGCACCAAAGCCUCAGGUCUGCCUGGCAGCAAGUACACCCUGAGGGCCAAACGAAAGAUGAGCUACGACAGCAGCGAGGACGGGGAACAGUCGGUAUCCUCUCGCAUGAAACACCCUCUGGCCCUCCGAGACCGCUUCAAAGAAAACUACGUCCUCAGCACGCAGGAACUAAAGUACCAGAAACGACGGAAGAUGUACAGAAAGGAGCCAAGGGAGCCGCCCAUCAUCAUCAAAUACAUAAUCAUCAACCGGUUCAAAGGUCAAAAGAACAUGUUGGUGAAGAUGGCCAAGGUGAGUGCUGAGGAGCAGCGGGUGGUGCUGACACCUGACAGAGUGGAGACGUACACCAAAAUGGCCCCCAUCAAGACCUUCUGGCCUAAGGUUCCAGAGUCUUGUGCGGUCAAGUUCCCUCUCAGUGAGCCCAAGGCUAAUAAGAAACAGCCCAAACGAAAGGCCAAGGUCAACACCACCACUAAGAAAACGGUCAGCAGUCCACCCAGAGUCCGAGUUAGGCAGGGGGGUGAGAAGCCUAGAAGGACUAGAGGCCUUAGAAAAACCUUGACUCUGCCCUCUCUGCCAUGCCCGUGGCCAUGUUACUGUGAACUGGCCGAUGACCACAUCACUGAGUACACUGAUGUGAUGGUGGAGUUGGGUUAUCUAUCUGAGAGAUCUCUUAGCCCUGUUGAUUCAACCCCACCCCGGUGUUGGUCCCCCAGUGACCCCCUUAUGGAAGCCAUAAGUUCUGAUCGGUUGAUGAACCGAUUAAAUGAUCCCUGUCUCACUUCUGUUUGUCACAAACCCCCCCCAGAGUCCUUAGGCCGAGGCGUGCGGAACCGCAGCCGGACUGCUAAACCUAGAAAUGUAACCUCUACCAGCCCAAGAAGACGGAUUAAGCUUUCAGAGGAAGUCAAAAAGGAGAGCACAGCGAGAAGGAAAAGUACAAUUGGGACUCCAAGGAGGAGAAAGAAAGAUCUAGAAACAGUUGAUGGAACUAGUGUGGGUGGUGUCUGUACUACUGCCAUCGCCACAAGAACGAGGAGGCCUCGGAGGAAGAAGCAGGCAGAAGAGCCUGAAUUGCCCCCUGUCAGAAGCAGAGACUGUGACAGUUCCCAGCACCUCUUCCCAGAGGGUGAGCUGCCUCCUACUGAAUCCUCCUCAGAGGACAUACCACCCUUUCAGAAGCCAGCCAGCAAAACCAGCCAAAUCAUUGACGGCUCCAGCUCUAAAUCCCUAACCCAGUUCUCGCAGUCUAUUGAACCAACGUCUGAGGACUGUGAAAGCUCCAUUAUGAAGGUGAACCAAAGCUUUGCUCUUGAACUCGCCCAAACGCAGCCUGACCAACCGAAGGGUUGUGCUGUGAAGGCAGACACUACUGCUGAUGAAUGCACGUUCCAUCAGGUUAAAUCCCCAACCCAGGUGGGGGACAGAAAGGGCGCCCCCAAAGCAGGGUCCCCCCACUCAGGCCUUCAGAAUGGGAAGACCUUACCUGAGGACAUCUCUGGCCUGGCUGUUCUGAAGAAGCUCCAGCAGAGAGGUGGGCAGUGCCUUUCCACUACAACACAGCCCCCUGGCUCCACACCAGAACCUGCUGCAGCCAAGCCAUCAAGAGCCAGGAGAGCUCCCUCAGCCACCCCACGGAAACCCCGGGCCCCAAGAACUACAACUGCCAAGGAGGGGAAACCCAGGAACAGGAAGGAGAAGGCGAACUCUCAGCCGGAGGUACCUGUGAAGCAAAAGCUCCCCAUGUCAGAUGACAGCCCAGUGUUCCUGUCAGACCCAGGCCUGGACAGCUGCUACUCCAUAGAGGACAGCCUGUCCCCAGAGCUCCCACACAACUACAACUUUGACAUCAACGCCAUCGGUAUCGGUAGCCAGGCAGAGUUCUCCAGCCUGUACAUGGGCAGCCAGUUUGUUCUGACCGACAAGAACCUGCCUCAGAAGUUCCUGAGUGACAUCACCCAGGAUGCGGUACCUGCCUUGGCGCUGAGCUUAGAGAAGAGGCCUGAGGUGUUGUUUGGCUCAGGGGAGGAGCUCCAUGAAAGCUUGUCCGGACCUCUGACUCCUGAACUCUUUGACAAGCCAAAAAAUGGCGAGCUUGUGUUCAAUCAUCGAUCACCUCUGGACUCUGAGAGGUUACCAAGGAGCAGAGAGUGGGGAACAUCUCUGGGCAAACUCCACGGCCUCAGCCACUUCCAGGGCUUUCACUGUGAGAGGAAAGAGCUGCUGUUCUCUGCCUUUGACCCCAUCUUACCACUGCCUUUGAGCUCUGUGUCUUUCGCAGACAACGAAGGGUUACCGACUGGGGACCUACUGGAGGGGAAUUAUGCUUUUACAUCAACCACGCCCAGUAGUUCGCGGCGCUCCUUCAGCUCUCUAUCCCAGGUGAAGGCCAUCAGCCAGCUCCUCAGAGGGACAGGGGGGGGAGCCCACAUCCUCAAGCCCCUCAUGUCCCCUCCCAGCCGGGAAGAGAUCCUCACCACCCUCCUGGACCUGGAGAUGUCUGAGGCCACCUUCCAGGAGCCAUUCUGCAGCAACCCUUCAGACGCCCCAGGGAAACCCAGGGAGGUUGGUGGGCGUAAGCUGAUGGUGGAGACAAUGUUGACCAAGGAGCUGGCUGAGUUCAACGGGGACCUGUGCCUGGAGGGGCUACAGUUCUGGAAGACAGCCUUCUCUACCAUGACCCGGGCCGGCUCCUCUCACACACUGGGAGCAGAGGACACCAGAGACCAGGCCCAGCUCAGCCCCUCUUCAGCCGGGGACCAGAAGGUCAUCCUGCUGCCUUGCAGGAGUGCUCCCAGGCGGGAACGCGUCCAGCUAUGGCUGGAGGCCAGAAAACAGUACGAGCAUCUGCAGAGGGGCAGGAGAGACAUGGGAGAACUGGAGAGGGGAAGGUUGGAACAGGUAACAGACGAGCAGCAAACAGACAGGACUGAACAGCCCACUGCGUUCCAUUGUUCAGCAUUGGAGGACGAGGAGGAGUUUGAGAAGCCCUCAGGUAUCAGGACUCGGAGGGAGAGGAGGGACAAUCUGUCCCUACAGAUAUCACCUGUUGGAGGGGUGGAAACUCAGGACAGCCCCAGAGGAGUGAAGCCUGUACCGGACAUUAACAUCAGAGACUCUGAGGAGGAGUACUAUGGUAAAUCCAUCUCUCCAGACUCACCAGACCUGCUGCCAUGGCAGGAGCCCACGCAGCCCAGUCCCUCAGGACCAGACGCAGUAGAGGGAGAGAGGAGAGGGUCAGAUCGAGGGUUACCCCUGUCCCCCAGGCUCUGCACAUCCCCAGAGAGGAGAGAGGAGAAGCACUUCCUCAGUCCUUCUCCCUUCUCUUCCAAGAAGACCCGGGGGGACGGGGAGUGUACCAGCCCCCAGCUCCACAGCACCCCAGUCCUUAGGCGACACAAAGGCAGGUGUGAGUCGGAGACUGUGUGCAGCACCCCUGUGACUCAAGACGCAGAGUCCACGUCUCAGAGACUGCAGCACAGGAGAGGGGAACACACAGAAACCCUGAGGAGAGUGCUACUGACCACACAGAUGAAGAACCAGUUUGCUGCUUUGAACGCUCCAAAGAAAGACAACUCUCAGAUCGAGGGCCCCAGCAUCAGCAAUUCAUACGGAUUCAAAGUCAACAUGCAAGACCUCCAGGACGCUAAAGCCAUGCACGAGGUGCAGCACCUGACGUUGAUGAGCAUGGAGCUUCACGCGCGGACCCGACGGGACCUGGAACCCGACCCCGAAUUUGACCCCAUAUGUGCCUUAUUCUACUGCUUCAGCUCUGACACAUCUUUACCUGACUCAGACAAGACCCAGCUGACUGGGGCCAUCGUGGUAGAUAAGGACUGCCAGGAGAGUGGCCAAGGUGUCAGAGGAACAGCGCCCCUGCUGGUAAGAUCAGGUGUCUCAGGACUGCAGGUCACCUACGCUGUGAAUGAGAAGCAGCUGUUCCAGGAAGUUGUCACUAUCAUGAGGAGGUUUGACCCAGACAUUCUGGUGGGCUACGAGGUCCAGAUGCGUUCCUGGGGCUACCUCCUCCAGCGGGCAUCAGCACUCAGUGUGGACCUGUGCCGGCAGCUUUCCCGGGUGCCAGGUGACGCCAAAGAGAACCAUUUCGCAGCAGAGAGAGACGAGUAUGGAGCAGACACCAUGACAGAGAUACACAUCAUCGGACGUAUCGUCAUCAACCUGUGGAGAAUUAUGAAGACUGAGGUGACAUUGAACAACUACAGUUUUGAGAAUGUGGCCUUCCACAUCCUGCACCAGCGCUUCCCCCUGUACAGCCCCCGCUCCCUGUCAGACUGGUUCGACCACAACACUGACCUGUACAGGUGGAAGGUGGUGGACCACUAUGUUAGCCGGGUGGCCGGUACCGUGCAGCUUCUCCAGCAGCAUGACAUCAUCGGCAGGACCAGCGAGCUGGCCAGGGUGUUUGGGAUCCAGUUCUACCACGUGCUCACCAGGGGAUCCCAGUACCGUGUGGAGUCCAUGAUGCUGCGUGUGGCCAAGCCCAUGAACUACAUCCCGGUGACGCCCAGCAUACAGCAGAGAGCCCAGCAGAGGGCGCCGCAGUGCAUCCCGCUGGUCAUGGAGCCUGAGUCGCGCUUCUACAGCAAUUCUGUGGUGGUGCUGGACUUCCAGUCGCUCUACCCCUCCAUCGUCAUCGCCUACAACUACUGCUACUCUACCUGCCUGGGCCACGUGGACAGCAUGGGAACGGCCGAUGAGUUUAAGUUUGGCUGCACCUCCCUGCGGGUUCCCCCUGAGCUCCUCUACCAACUCCGCAAUGACAUCACCGUCUCUCCCAACGGCAUCGCCUUUGUCAAGCCCACGGUGAGGAAGGGGGUCCUGCCCAGCAUGUUGGAGGAGAUCCUGAACACGCGGUUCAUGGUGAAGCGCUCCAUGAAGACCUACAAGCAGGACAAGGCCUUGAUGAGGCUGCUGGACGCCAGGCAGCUGGGACUCAAGCUCAUCACCAACGUCACCUUCGGCUAUACCGCCGCCAACUGCUCUGGACGCAUGCCCAGCGUAGAGGUUGGUGACAGUAUUGUCCACAAGGCCAGGGAGACCCUGGAGAGAGCCAUCAAGCUGGUCAACGACACCAAGAAAUGGGGAGCCCACGUUGUGUACAGUGACACAGACAGCAUGUUUGUCCUGCUAAAGGGAGCAACUAAAGAGCAGGCCUUCAAGAUCGGCAACGAGAUCGCAGAGGCAGUGACUGCUACCAACCCUAAACCUGUCAAGCUGAAGUUUGAGAAGGUGUAUCUGCCGUGCGUGCUCCAGACAAAGAAGCGGUACGUGGGCUACAUGUACGAGAGGCUGGACCAGAAGGACCCCGUGUUCCACGCCAAGGGGAUUAAAACAGCGCGCCGAGACGGAUGCCCUGCUGUUUCCAAGAUUUUGGAGCGUUCCAUCAAGCUGCUGUUUGAGACGCGGGACAUCAGCCAGGUGAAGCAGUUUGUGCAGCAUCAGUGUGGGAAGGUGCUGGAGGCCAAGGCCAGCAUGCAGGACCUGACCUUCGCUAAGGAGUACAGGGGCAGGAGCUCCUACCGGCCGGGGACCUGCGUCCCUGCUCUGGAGCUCACCAGGCGUAUGAUGGCCUAUGACCGGCGCCUGGAGCCACGGGCGGGCGAGAGGGUGCCCUACGUGAUCGUGUACGGGACGCCCGGCCUGCCCCUCAUCCAGCUGGUGCGGCGGCCCUUAGAGGUGCUGCAGGACCCAAGUCUGCGCCUCAACGCCACCUACUACAUCACCAAGCAGAUCCUGCCCCCGCUGCAGCGCAUCUUCCAGCUCAUCGGCGUGGACGUGCUCAGCUGGUACCAGGAGAUCCCCAGGGUCCAGAAGGCAUCGUGCUCCACGGUGGCUGAGAGGAAGGGGACCAUCUCCCAGUACUUCACCACGCUGCACUGUCCUGUGUGUGAUGAGCUUACCCAGCUAGGUGUGUGUAUCAGCUGCCGGGGCGAGCCCCAACGCGUGGCCAUCACUCUCUACCAGGACAUGCGGCUGUGGGAGAGCCAGCAGGACCAGCUGCUACAGAUCUGUAGGAACUGUAGCGGCAGUGCGGAGCGGCAGGUUCCGUGUGUGUCUCUGGACUGUCCUGUGCUCUACAAGCUUUCCCGGGUCAACAGACAGCUCUCCAAGGUGCCCUACCUCCGACAGCUCCUGGAGCAGUUCUGAUUCUGAACACGUUCUGGACUGCUGUUCUGGUGCUAAACCAACGCUGUCUCAUCCAGUUCAGUGUUUCCUUUAAAUGGUGCUUUGAUUUGUUCUCACUCGCUCAGUCUUCAUUAGCUGCUAUUGGUUGGUUGUGCGUGAAGCUGAUUUUUCUUCAGAUGGUCUCGUCUGUAUCAUAACGAUGGCAUUGACUCUGAUCGAAGAGGACCUUACACUUUUAUCCUGUACUCGCUGUAGCAAUUUGUAAAUGCAAGACUUGUAAGUCUGAACGGUAUUCCUAAGGAGCUCCCGACGAUACGAAGAUUGACUAAAGAAACCACUGUUCAACUUCAUUUCCCUUUUUAUAUCAAAUACCAUUUUAUAAAUAGUUAUUGUACCGUGCCCAUCUGAAUUAUCUCUGUGCAUCAGCAUUAAAAAAGGAAAGCUCUAAUCACAGUGGACAAAUCAACUAGCUAGUUUUUAUCCAUUCUGUUUGUGUGCCAUGGUAAUACGUUUUUUUUUUUUUUUGCCUCGAUUGUAUUUGUCCAUUUUGGCAAAGCAUUAUCCUUAUACUCCGAGACACUGAUGGGGAUUAUUCAUUUCAGUUUUUACUUCUGGGACUGUUGCAAUACUGUAUUUUGAUAAUUUAUGGCAAGAGAAUAUUAUUUCCUUAAGCAUCUUUUUUUUUAAUGCUUUCUCCAUGUUAACAGCAUAUUUCAUCUAACCAUGUCAAGAUGGAUUCUAUUGUUUCCCAAAACAACUAUACACAGGAUCUGUGGAUUUGUAUAAAUGUAAAAAGAAAAAUGAAGGAAAUGUUGUUGUUUUUUCCCGUUUUUAAUGGACAUUGCUGUGGGUGCAGGUUGAAGAUUGGUUUAAUAAAACUCCAUGUAUUAGUA
Salmo salar (Atlantic salmon) is the source of this 10670-nucleotide messenger RNA. Its product is annotated as DNA polymerase zeta catalytic subunit. Gene Ontology annotation, molecular function: nucleotide binding; DNA-directed DNA polymerase activity; DNA binding. Gene Ontology annotation, biological process: error-prone translesion synthesis; double-strand break repair via homologous recombination. Gene Ontology annotation, cellular component: zeta DNA polymerase complex; nucleus. The record is from RefSeq and is a predicted model, not a curated record. Lineage: Eukaryota; Metazoa; Chordata; Actinopteri; Salmoniformes; Salmonidae.